Molecule: messenger RNA, 908 nt
Organism: Stegastes partitus (bicolor damselfish)
Lineage: Eukaryota; Metazoa; Chordata; Actinopteri; Pomacentridae
Exons: 4
Coding region: 1-720 (239 amino acids)
Biological process (GO): cell surface receptor signaling pathway; immune response
Cellular component (GO): external side of plasma membrane
Molecular function (GO): transmembrane signaling receptor activity
Source: RefSeq, a predicted model, not a curated record
AUGGAGGUUAGAGCUGCCUGCUUCCAACUGUAUGCAGCUUCUCUUUAUAUUGUUCCCUCCAGACUGCAGUUCUUUGAAUACCAGUCCAUCUCAUUUCGCUGUGUGGGGUUCGAUCCCUCCAUUAAAUGGAGAGGGGUGAGGAACACCAACGGGUUCGUACCAACGUGCAGGAACGGCACGGGAAAGCCGACGAUGGACUGCAUCUUCAACGCCUUCGAAACCGACAGUGGAGAAUACUGGUGUGAAGGCGAAGAAGGAGAGAGAAGCAGCGCCGUCAACAUCACUAUUACCGCUGGUUCUGUGAUCCUGGAGAGUCCUGCUCUUCCUGUGGCCGAGGGACAAACUGUCGUCCUGGUCUGUAGAAGCAAGGCAGCUCUUGAAAACCAAAGAGUAGAUUUCUACAAAGAUGGCCACCACAUCGGGACGGGCUGCUUUGGAAAGCUGGUCAUCCCGGCUGUCUCCAAGUCGGAUGAAGGGCUGUACAAGUGCAGCAUCUCCAGAGCCGGUGAAUCACCAGAGAGCUGGUUGGCUGUGACGAAUGACACUUUAAGAGAAGAAACCAACGAAGAGGCUUGCCUCCAGUCAGGCAGCUUCUUUCACGUCCUCCUCAUCUUGAGGACUGUUUUCACCGUGCUGAUGGUGGCUCUGCUGCUCCUGCUGGUGGGACUCCUUCACUACGGGAAACUCGGAGGUAGACACAAAGACUUCACUCGACGAUGAAAGGAUCACCAACGAAACAAAAAAAAAAAAAAAAAAACAAAAGUUGUACCGCAGUGUGUUUUUAUUUUUGAUCUGCUAUCAGUAUAUGUUUAAUUUUACCUGUUUAAAUGCGUCACAGCGCUGCAAAGACGUGCAAAGUUUAUCAAAGUUACGUGAGAAACAGAAUGACUUGCCAUGUCUUUCACCAC